Molecule: messenger RNA, 1524 nt
Organism: Xenia sp. Carnegie-2017
Lineage: Eukaryota; Metazoa; Cnidaria; Anthozoa; Malacalcyonacea; Xeniidae
Product: mitochondrial coenzyme A transporter SLC25A42-like
Exons: 5
Coding region: 264-1205 (313 amino acids)
Biological process (GO): transmembrane transport
Cellular component (GO): mitochondrial inner membrane
Source: RefSeq, a predicted model, not a curated record
UGACAAGCACAAGUCACAUCGUAAGGCACAACGACCGAGCGAUACUUCUGUUAUAUUUUUGUUUCAUUAAAUACUCUUAAAUUGUAUUGACCCAUGAUUUGAAAGGAUUAUCCACAAUCGUCUCGGUUUCAGUACGUUUUUUAUCGGCAUAAUGUGUCUAAAUAUUCUAGUUUAGAGUGGUCUUUCACGUUUAUAUAAGGACUAUGAGAGCAAAGGUCAAAUCUAUUUAUCUAUUGCUAAUGACAUGAAAUGACCACUUUAAAAUGAAUAAUGUUGAUUCGAGUAAUGAAAAGAUCGAUGCUUCAAAAGGCGUUCGUAAGAAACACGAGUUGUCCGCCAUUCUUGCAUCCAUGGCAUCAGGAGCUGUUGCAGGAGCUUUAGCAAAAACAACUAUAGCUCCAUUGGACAGGACAAAGAUCAUAUUUCAAACAUCGCAUAUGAAGUUUACCAUAAAAAGUGCAAUGAAUGUGCUUUCAAAUACGGUUAAAGAACAUGGAGUGCUUUCCUUAUGGAGAGGCAACAGUGCAACAAUGGCACGCAUAAUUCCUUAUGCUGCCAUACAGUUUGCAGCAUUUGAACAGUUGAAGAAAAUUCUCAGUCCAGAUUCAAGGGAUAGUUCCGCAUUUAGAAGAUUUGUUUGUGGUUCAUUGGCUGGGAUGAUUGCUGCAUUUUUUACUUAUCCAUUGGACUUAGUUCGUGCAAGAAUGGCAGUGACACAGAGAGGAAGGUAUGAUGGCCUAUCGGAUGCUUUUCAAAAGAUCCAUUUUGAAGAAGGAAUGCAGAAGUUCUUUCGUGGAUUCAUACCAACAAUGUUGGGUAUUGUUCCGUAUGCCGGAGUCAGCUUCUUCACUUAUGAAAGUUGCAAAAGUGUGUAUCGUAAACACCACAAUGACAAUGAACCAUCAUCAAUGCAUAGAUUGGUGUUUGGAGCAGGUGCUGGGUUUAUUGGUCAAUCCACAACAUACCCACUGGACAUAGUUCGCAGACGUAUGCAAACUGAUGGUACACAAGGAGUUGUGAAUCCAGAAUAUCGUACAAUUGUGAGCACAAUGAGAUCAGUGGUGCAUAAUGAGGGAUUCACCUCUGGGUUGUAUAAAGGUCUUAGUAUGAAUUGGAUAAAGGGACCUAUUGCUGUAGGAAUCAGUUUUAUGACUUAUGAUUUUGUCCAUGAAAGAUUAAAGAAAUUUAUAAAUGCAGAAGGGUAACAUAAUUAUACCAAAUGGGAAUGCAAGAAUCUUUGUCCAAAAUAACAAGUUCAUAGCUUUUAUUGAUGAAACGAUUCAAUCAAUUAUUCGAAAACUAUUUUGAUAAUAUGUACUUGUGUAUUUUACAAAUUAUCUAUUUUUGUUGGAAUGCAUUGUGUAUGAAAAUACUCUUGAGGCAUGACUGGCAGCAGUUGAUUGUGUUGAUGGUAUAUUUUUACUUGACGAUUCAUACGUAACAGGACGCCCAGCUUUAACUUGCGUGACGUCACGGUUAUUCUGAGUUUCUUGCCAUGAAAUAUAUUUCUGUUUUCGUUUUUCA